AUGACAAUUCACCAUGAGGAAAAAAGUGUGCGGGUUGUAAUUGUAAUAUUAAUUCCGGCUGUAUUGAAGGCGACGGUCAAGGAAAUUGAUAUUGAAAAACAGCGAUUAGAGCAAGAAAUCAAAAAUACCGAGGACCACCUAAAAGGCUUAAAAAACAACAAAGGUAACCAAAAAAAACAACCUAAUCAAACCAGUUCGCCCAAAGCAGGCUACGGAAAAAUCAUUCUCGCCGGAGCGGUUAUUUUCUCGGUAGUAAUUUUGGCUUCAAUUUUGAUUGCAAGAACUCGCAAAAAG
Molecule: messenger RNA, 294 nt
Organism: Ambispora leptoticha
Lineage: Eukaryota; Fungi; Glomeromycota; Glomeromycetes; Archaeosporales; Ambisporaceae
Source: the annotation of a GenBank genome assembly